AUGACCUCCCUCACGCCGUCCAAGCAGGACGAUGCGAAAUUGGUCAUCUCCAUGCAAGAAUUGGAUCCCUCGCCAGUGGACGACUCAACUUCGGAUCUCGAGAACCUGGAGUGCGGCGACUUUAUCCCUAAGCCCGCAGAUGAGCCCCCCAAGCGCACCUGCGGAUUCCCCCGGCCUUGGGGUUGCGUGCUCAUCGUUGGGACGCAUUUAUCCGGGUUCCAAAGAUACUCUACAUACCCUCCUACCGCAUUCUUCAUCCUACACUUUGCCAAUACCUCCCUAAUCCCGCUUAUGACCCAGUCUAUUCCCGCUAGCGAGCCCUACCUCCUGCUCACGCGGCCAGUCUAUCAAGCGCCAGGACUAGAGCAUCUAGUAUUGACUCUCCCCGUCCUGACACACAUUGUUUCUGGAAUCGCGCUGCGCAAUAUUCGCGCUACCCGUCGCGCACGCUUGUAUGGCGCAGAGACUCGUGCACAGCGAGACCUGCUCUCCUUCUGGCCCCGCGUUUCCCUUCAAGCGAGAACAGGAUAUUUCCUUGCGCCCCUUAUUGGUCUCCAUGUCCUGGUCAACCGUGCCAUGCCGUACAUGGUCGAAGGCGGUAGUUCCGGCGUCGGAUUGGGAUACGUUGCGCAUGGGAUUGCGCGGAGUCCUGUCUUUUGGAACAUUUUCUAUGUGCUCUUCGUGACGGCCAGUGUGUGGCAUUUUGUUGGUGGAUGGACAACUUGGAUGGGGUGGAGAGUCACUACUGCGCGCAAAGAGCGCAGUAGUAAGGGAUCGCUAGAGGGAUACCUCGGUUAUCCUGAAAACCAGGAUCGCGCGAAGCGUCAGCGCAAGAUCUGGUGGGUAGUCAAUGGAAUGGCCGCUAUGGGAGCUGCGCUCUGGCUGGCGGGUGCUUUGGGUAUUGUUGGGCGUGCUGGUGAGGGUGCUGGAUGGGAGGCACAGGGGUGGAAUGAAAUGUAUCGCCAGGUGCCAGCGAUUGGGAAGUGGUUGUAA
This is a messenger RNA of Penicillium argentinense, 993 nucleotides long. RefSeq lists its product as uncharacterized. Gene Ontology annotation, biological process: lipid homeostasis; mitochondrion organization. The coding region runs from base 1 to 993 and encodes 330 amino acids. Gene Ontology annotation, cellular component: mitochondrial outer membrane. The transcript has 2 exons. Lineage: Eukaryota; Fungi; Ascomycota; Eurotiomycetes; Eurotiales; Aspergillaceae. The record is from RefSeq and is a predicted model, not a curated record.